CUUUCUUUUAGCUACUAAGUUUCUGUGAUUAAUCUACUUUUACUUUGUUGUUUCUGACUUUCUGUGUGUAUAUAUAUGUGUGGCCCUUGCCUUGGUACCAACCAAACACAAGGACAGAGUCCAGUAUUGCACACACAUCAUUUCUUGCUACGCUGUUCAAAACCAGUCAAUGUAGAAGGAGAAUGCCUGUCCUCUUCUCACUUAUUUUAUUCCCACGUUCUAGCUUGCUUAUGCUUAUUCCCCUCCCCACUCCUUAUCAUUGUUGCCCUCCUCCCCACUUCAUCCUCCCCCUUUCCUCCUCCUACCUGCACAUACUAUUCUGAUGAUCGGAUCCAGUCAUGCAUGGCAGAUCAGUAGAGAGAGACUGACGGUAGAAUACAAGAUGGUAGCUCGAGAAGAGCAAGUGAUGAGGGAGGUGGUGAAGGAUAAGGAAGUAGUACCUGUCGAGGUUCUUGAGGAUGAUGAGGAGAGAUCGAUGGAUAACAAGGCUUUGGACCUCAACGAGGGUGUCGAUGCUGAGAGCGAGGAAGGGGAAGUCGGCAGCGACGAGGAGGAAGAUGACGGCGACGAUGAUGAUGGGGGUAGCACCACUGAUGUUUCUGGGAGUAGGAUCUCGAGCAACAACAACUGCACCAACAACAAUUCGGAGAGCAGGAAGGGCGGUGCCAACGGGUGCAGCAAGUCGGAGGGGAGUGGAGGCGAGCAGAGGGUGCCGUCGGUGCGGCAGUACAACCGGUCGAAGCUGCCUCGGCUCCGGUGGACGCCUGGCCUCCACAUGGCUUUCGUCCACGCUGUCGAGAGGCUCGGUGGGCAAGAAAGAGCAACCCCUAAGCUGGUGCUUCAGAUGAUGAAUGUCAGAGGACUCAGCAUUGCUCAUGUAAAAAGCCACUUGCAGAUGUACAGAAGCAAGAAGCUCGACCAGGAUGGUCGCCAGAGAGGAGCAAUUUCCUCAGUGUAUUCCCCAAUGAACUUCCAUUUCAUGAGAGGCGAUCGGCGCUUCCACGACAUGUCGUUCCUCCGAAGAGCCGCCGCGCUCUCCUCCUCCAGGCCGGAGCACGGCGGCUUCUUCGCGUCGAGGAACGGCAGCGGCCCGGAGGUCAGCCGGCUCUAUGGGCUUCUCCAGCACCGGCCGGCUCCAACGCAAACUUUUGACUUCAGAAACUCCAUUUUCAGGCAUCACGAGUGGGCGUUGAACCAGUGCGAGGUGAUGAUCUCCAGGAAGGACGUCAAGCCGCCGUCGACUGGGCCGCAGCAACACCCGCUUGCAUCUUCCGCGGCGAUGCGGAGCGAGAGGCGUUGGUGGCCUUUCACUGACGAGGGCGCGGCCGUUGCCGCCGGAGAGCACAGGGUGGAGACAGGAGGAAGGGAUGUAAACUUCGGCAAUUCCAUCGGGAGCAGCUCUCGGCCUCUCCCGUGGGCCAUGUCGCCGGUCGUGUCCGGCGAUCGCCGUCUUCCGUUCAGAUGGCGGCCCGGAAGCGGCAGCAGCGUCGUCAGCCACCCGACCAGCAACAGAGCCAUUAUCACAAGAUUAUCGGAUCCCGUCGGGAUCGACGUAGUAGCCCUAGAUGCCCAGCAGCUCGAGCGGCAGAAGCACGCAGGACAAAGGGCUUCCACCACGCCGGCCGACGAUGCGUGCCGCAAGCGGCCGCCAGAGGCACAGGACUCGACGCCAGACUUGCAGCUCAGCUUGUCCCCCACCACGGUGGUUGAGGCCAAGAAGAGAAAGACCACUGCACCGAGCGAGCAGGAGAUCAUGGACAGCAGCGAGCUCUCUAUCUCACUCUCGCUGUCGCCACCCGCUGCAGCUUCCAUGCAUCAGCAGCAAGAAAAGACAAAAGGAAGCAGCAGCAGCGGCGAAGCCGUUCUGGGGCAGAGUACUUUGGAUCUGACCAUGUCGAUCAGGGCAUUGGAGUGAGAUCUUUCGAGUACUUUGUCCCAAUGCGUUUAUAAAAUUGCACACUGCACCAUGCAUGAGAUUAAUAAACAUUAUUGAUUUAACCCUGCUUGUCUCCACCAGUACAUAGUUGUAUCAUAUGUGCAUGUCAUGCUUGGUUAUGGUUUCUAGCUAGGGAGACUGCCUCUCUAUAUAUGGCCCAUGUGUAUAUGCAUGGCCACAUGACCGAUCUCCAGCUUUGUUCUUUUGUGACAACAUAUUUGAGAAACAACCAGCAAGAUUGGAAGACGUAUCCACAGCACUUCAAAUCGGGAUAGUAAAGUUGUUAUUGCACAUUUGAAUGUUAGAAGAUGCAUGGCCAUGUGGAUCACAUAUCUUCUGACAAGAUGAUAUAUAGACAUUCACCUCCUUCGUUUUUGUGGAUUUUGAUUUUU
Messenger RNA from Phragmites australis (common reed), 2328 nucleotides. RefSeq lists its product as uncharacterized. The record is from RefSeq and is a predicted model, not a curated record. The coding region runs from base 323 to 1915 and encodes 530 amino acids. The transcript has 6 exons. Gene Ontology annotation, molecular function: DNA binding; DNA-binding transcription factor activity. Lineage: Eukaryota; Viridiplantae; Streptophyta; Magnoliopsida; Poales; Poaceae.